GGAUCGUUGUUGAGAGAGCGAAGAAAAAAGAAAAAAAAAAAAUGGUGGGAAACGACUGGGUGAAUAGUUACCUAGAGGCGAUCCUGGCAGCGGAACCAGGGAUCGGCAAUUCCAAAUCGUCGCUUCUGUUAAGAGAGCGUGGACAUUUCAGUCCCACUCGUUAUUUCGUCGAAGAGGUUAUCACAGGCUUCGAUGAGACUGAUCUUCAUCGUUCCUGGGUUCAGGCUGCUGCUACGAGGAGUCCGCAAGAGCGUAACACGAGGUUGGAGAAUCUAUGUUGGAGGAUCUGGAAUUUGGCUCGUCAGAAGAAACAGGUUGAAGGGAAGAAUGCUAAGCGUGCAGCUAAGCGUCAGCUAGAGCGUGAAAAGGCAAGGAGGGAAGUAACUGCUGAUAUGUCUGAAGAUUUCUCUGAAGGAGAGAAGGCUGAUUUGCCUGGUGAGAUCCCUACUCCUAGUGAUAGCAACACCAAAGGAAGAAUGUCUCGGAUUAGUUCUGUCGACGUUUUUGAGAAUUGGUUUGCUCAACACAAUGACAAAAAGCUUUACAUCGUCUUAAUUAGUCUUCAUGGUUUGAUACGUGGUGAAAACAUGGAGCUUGGUCGUGAUUCUGAUACUGGUGGCCAGGUGAAGUAUGUUGUGGAACUUGCAAGGGCUUUGGGCUCAAUGCCAGGAGUCUAUCGUGUCGAUUUGUUGACCAGACAGGUAUCCGCACCAGAUGUGGAUUCCAGCUACUCUGAACCGUCUGAGAUGUUAAAUCCUUUAGACACAGAUACAGAGCAGGAGCAUGGAGAGAGUAGUGGUGCUUACAUUAUCCGUAUACCUUUUGGUCCGAAAGAUAAAUACAAAGAAGAAAUAAAUUCUAACUACAAGAUUAUGAGACGGAUAGAGGCAGAGGAACUAUGUCUUGAUGCUUCUGAGAUAAUCAUAACUAGUACAAGGCAAGAGAUAGAAGAGCAAUGGCGCCUGUAUGAUGGUUUUGAUCCGGUUUUGGAGCGUAAACUCAGAGCAAGGAUGAAAAGGGGCGUGAGCUGUCUAGGCAGAUUCAUGCCUCGCAUGGUUGUUAUUCCUCCAGGAAUGGAGUUUCAUCACAUUGUACCACAUGAUGUGGAUGCAGAUGGAGAUGAUGAAAAUCCACAAUCUGCUGAUCCACCAAUUUGGUCUGAGAUAAUGCGCUUCUUUUCUAACCCCCGUAAACCUAUGAUACUUGCUCUUGCUCGGCCAGACCCUAAAAAGAACUUGGUUACUUUAGUCAAAGCCUUUGGAGAAUGCCGUCCAUUACGGGAACUUGCUAAUCUGACAUUGAUAAUGGGAAAUAGAAAUGAUAUUGAUGAGUUGUCCACCACGAAUGCCUCUGUGCUGCUCUCUAUUCUGAAGCUAAUCGACAAGUACGACUUAUAUGGUCAAGUGGCAAUGCCUAAGCAUCACCAACAAUCAGAUGUGCCUGAAAUUUACCGUUUGGCAGCCAAAACAAAGGGAGUAUUUAUAAAUCCAGCGUUCAUCGAACCAUUUGGACUGACUCUAAUCGAGGCGGGAGCUCAUGGGCUGCCCACUGUUGCAACAAUAAAUGGAGGACCUGUUGAUAUUCAUCGGGUUCUUGACAAUGGUCUUCUAGUUGACCCUCAUAAUCAGCAAGCUAUAUCUGAUGCUCUGCUGAAACUAGUUUCAGACAAACAGCUAUGGGGAAGAUGCAGACAAAACGGCCUUAAAAACAUCCACCUAUUUUCGUGGCCAGAGCAUUGCAAAACGUAUUUAGCUCGGAUAGCUUCGUGCAAGCAAAGACAUCCUAAAUGGCAGAGAGUUGAGUUUGAGAACUCAGACCCUGAUUCACCCAGCGACUCUCUUAGAGAUAUACAUGACAUCUCCUUGAAUCUAAAACUUUCCUUAGAUGGCGAAAAGGGUGGAAGUAAUAGUGGUGUCGAUACUAACUUGGAUGCUGAAGACAGCGCUGCUGAACGAAAAGCUGAGGUGGAGAAAGCUGUUUCAACCUUGGCACAAAAGAGCAGAUCAGCAGAGAAAGUCGAUUCCAAGAUGCCGACCUUGAAAAGGAGGAAACAUAUCUUUGUCAUUUCUGUGGACUGUGGCACAACCUCAGAUCUUCUCGCAGUGGUGAAAACAGUUAUUGAUGCUGCAGGAAAAGGCGGCUCAAUAGGAUUCAUACUCUCAACCUCAAUGACUAUAUCUGAGACUCACACAACAUUGCUUUCUGGAGGGUUGAAACCACAAGACUUUGAUGCUGUUAUCUGCAACAGUGGAAGUGGACUCUACUUCACGUCCUCUGCUUCUGAGGAUAAAAACGCUCUUCCUUAUACACUCGAUGCAGAUUACCAUUCCCAUAUAGAGUUCCGCUGGGGUGGAGAGAGUUUGAGGAAGACUUUGAUCCGCUGGAUUAGUUCUGUUCAAGAGAAGAAAAAGGCGAAACAAGGAGAGAUUUUAGCUGAAGAUGAGUCUUCUUCUACCAACUAUUGCUUAUCCUUCAAAGUGAAAGAUCCUGCUUCGAUUCCUCCAAUGAAAGAGCUGAGGAAAUUGAUGAGAAUUCAAGCAUUACGCUGCAAUGUAGUUUACUGCCAAAACGGAGCUCGGCUCAAUGUAAUCCCUGUUCUUGCUUCACGAUCGCAGGCCCUUCGGUAUUUGUUAGUGCGAUGGGGCAUUGACUUAUCAAACAUGGUGGUGUUCGUGGGAGGUUCAGGUGACACAGAUUAUGAAGGCUUGCUUGGAGGAAUUCACAAAACAGUGAUACUAAAAGGCCUAGCCAGUGACUUGCGUGAACUACACGGCAACCGAAGCUACCCAAUGGAGGAUGUGACUCCACUGGACAUUCCCAAUGUCACUGAAGCUGAAGAAUGUGGUCGUGACGCCAUUAAGGCCGCUCUAGUGAAGCUUGGGAUCAGUCUCCCCAAGCCCUGAGGCUGUUUUUUUUUCACUUAGUAAUUGUUGAACCAUUAUGGGAUGGGAUGAUGGCGAAUUGAUAAUCAUAACGGACAACAAAGUACAAUAUACCACACUAAGAUUGUAGCCAAGUACAAAUUUGCGUACUUGACUUUUUGUGGUGAAAUAACCUUUCUUACC
Molecule: messenger RNA, 3065 nt
Organism: Camelina sativa (false flax)
Lineage: Eukaryota; Viridiplantae; Streptophyta; Magnoliopsida; Brassicales; Brassicaceae
Source: RefSeq, a predicted model, not a curated record